AUGCCGAAACAUGAUUAUAUGUGCAGUACUAUAAUAUUUAAUGGAAAUAUUGUGAUUUCGGGAAAGGAAAAUAAAAAGAUUUUGCAAUAUUCAAUUGGUAAUGAAUCUUUUUCGGCAAUUCCUUAUUGCUUUGUAGAGAAUAAAAUAAAGAUUCUGAUAAGCACAGACAGACUAUAUGUGAUUGAAUGCCCUGGAUCAAUCUGUGAAAGCGAAAUUGGAAAUUGCUUGAAAUGGAAACGAAUAGGAGAUCAACAAUCAAUUACGAUCCUAUUCAAGUGUAUUGUUCAUAUAAUAAAGGAGGAAUAUACAUCUCAAGUCAUUCUGAAUUGGCUAAAGAAUAUUAUUAUUUUGAUUUAA
Molecule: messenger RNA, 357 nt
Organism: Blepharisma stoltei
Lineage: Eukaryota; Ciliophora; Heterotrichea; Heterotrichida; Blepharismidae
Source: the annotation of a GenBank genome assembly